Messenger RNA from Theileria orientalis strain Shintoku, 1623 nucleotides. RefSeq lists its product as hypothetical. The coding region runs from base 1 to 1623 and encodes 540 amino acids. The transcript is spliced from 3 exons. Lineage: Eukaryota; Apicomplexa; Aconoidasida; Piroplasmida; Theileriidae. The record is from RefSeq and is a predicted model, not a curated record.
AUGGAUAUAAUACCACAGGACCUUACAGUGGAAAUAUUGUCAAUAUUUGGUGUUUUGGGAUCGGCCUGGAUAGUAUCAAAUCUUUUGAGUUCGAAUGAGAGAAGCUUAUUCGACCGAAUAUUUAAGCGCUAUAAUAAAAUCGACAAUAUUUACCAGCUUCUGCCGAUACUACAGAAGAAUUCUAAGAGGCUAUUUUUGUUCUUCAGUGAUUUAACAACGUCACUUAAAUCAGUUUUGUCCGCAAACGACGCCGGCAUCACUAAGGAAAUGGUUGAGGGCAUAUUAUCGCACGAGUACUAUAAAAAUAAAAUAAUAGAAGUUCAAAACGAAGUAUUUAAGGAAUUUAAUGUUGAUUACAAGGAGGUGGAAGAGGCAACGAAGAGGUUUUCACAGGACGAUCAAGUGGAGUUCUACGUGUCCGGCGUAAUGAGAAUGUACGAUUCAGUCUUGAAUUGUACAUACCCACAGUGCCCAGGAGUUGAGCCUAACAGAGAGAUCACGCAAGCCAAGUACUUUGAAAUACUGGAAAAGGUGACAAUCACGGAGACGAAAAAGUGGAUACAAAAGCAACCAGGAAACGUAGGAAAUUGGGGUCCAGUAGGAACAGAAGAAGAAGUGGAAGGAGGCAAAACAAUAAACAGAUUCACAAGCGAUGCGAACACAAGGUUGAACACAGAAAACAGCGUCGCAGAUAGAAGCUCGACGGAGAGCGCAAGUAGUAACAUAAAGGCAGACACAAUCAGCAACAGUGGUAAGCACAGCGUCACCACCGAAGGAAGUAACACAGCAUAUGCGAUGCGAAGAAAUGCGAGUGAGACCAGUAGCAGAGAAAGAAGUAACAGCAGAGCAAGCCUGCUGAGAAAGAGCAGGAAGGGUGGAGGCAGCAGUGGAGUUGGCGGAACCACAAGUGGCAACGGAAUCGACGUGGAAGAAGAAAUGAAGAACAGCAAGGAGCUGCAGAACAUAAUAAUGAAGGAGCUGGCGAAGUACGGAUACGACAACUACCUGGACGCACUGGUGGCACUGAAGACAGCGGAAAACCACUUCUACUACUUCCCGAACUUCAACGCGUCAAAGAUGGCAAUCACAGCGAAGGUGAAGAAAGUGUACAGCUCUAACGACGUGCAAAAGGUGUCGAGGCACGAACUGGAGCUGAUACUGGAGACGAGCGAAGAGGACACUCUGGUGGCAGUGCUGCUCUUCGACGACCUAAUCGACGAAAGGGCGUUCAACAAGCUGGUGACGGUGAGCACAAGCGAGAGACCAAUAGAUGAGCUAAACAGGCAGUUUGGGCUGAAGUACCAGACGAAAUCGAACGGAACAAGCAACGGAGUGGCAUCUGGAACGAGCGGAGGUGAGGGAGCAAGUGUAGGAGAAGGAAGAAGUGAGAGUAGCAGCACAGCCAGCAAGGUGUUGAGUUACGUAAUGAAUGCAGCAGCGAGUAGGGAAGGGGAGGCAACAAAAGUAAACGAAGGAGAAGGCGAAGAACCGAGGACUAAUAAGAAUAAAGUGGUCACAGUGUGGUUAUUCAAAGAAGAAUUCAUAACAUCAACGAAAAUGCAAACGUACCCAGCACUGGUGAUAUUUAAUUCGGGCUCAAUGGAGGAGAUAAGGAGCAUAUAA